UCCUGACCUAACGCUCACUCAAAGCUACGCAUAAACCCACCAUUACCACCGCUCCAAUGGCAAGCACUGAGCUCGAUCACGAACGAAGAGAAGACGACGAAGCUCCUCACGCUGAUGACGAGGACACAGGAGCUCAAGUCGCUCCAAUCGUCAAGCUAGAGGAGGUGGCCGUCUCUACUGGCGAAGAGGACGAGGAUCCAAUUCUCGAUCUGAAAGCAAAGCUGUAUCGAUUUGAUAAGGAAGGGAAUCAAUGGAAGGAGAGAGGAGCUGGUUCAGUUAAGCUGCUAAGGCACAAAGAGACUGGCAAAGUUCGUCUCGUUAUGAGACAAUCUAAGACUCUCAAGAUCUGUGCCAAUCAUCUGGUGCUUGCAAGCAUGACGGUUCAGGAGCACGCCGGAAAUGAGAAAUCAUGUGUAUGGCAUGCUACUGAUUUUGCGGAUGGUGAACUGAAGGAUGAGCUUUUCUGCAUUCGGUUUCCUUCUAUUGAAAAUUGCAAGUCUUUUAUGGAGAUGUUCCAAGAAGUAGCUGAAUCCCAAAAAUCAAAAGAGGAGAACAAAGAUGCAACAGCUGCAGCCGAGGCCCUAGAUAAGUUGAGUGUUGAAAACAAGAAAACUGUGGAGAAAGCUGGGAAAGAGACGCCAGCUGCAGCUGAGGAGUCGAGUAAGACCGAUGCAGAGAGUAAAGAUAAGGAGUCUACUCUGUCAACUUGAGAAGAUGGGUAUCUUUACCAUACCUCUGGAUGUUAUGAUGAGGUUGGUUGUCUACCUCAUUUAUCAUCCUUUUGCGGUUUGCUUGCAUAGAUGCAGCUGACAUUUGUUGGGCUUGGUUUGUCAGCACAGGUCGAACUUUGGUCAUUUUUGCUUGUUGAGGGUUGUGAUUUGUGUAUUCUUGGAUAGUUCAACCAGGGUUUUGCAAGGAAACUAUUUAUUUAAUUGGUGUAAGUCGAAUGGUUAUAAUUAUCACGAGAUAAAGAAAAAGGAGAGGACAGGACAGGACGGAAAAAGAGAAAAAAAGGAAGGGGCUUCUUAAGAGCACAGGUCUUUCUUGGGAUAUUAUUUCUUGAAUUGUGCAAAGUCUGAAUUGUUACAUUUAUGUUCUGAUUGUUUUGUGUGCUAUUGUCUAUCCUUUUCAUGGAAAGAUUUCUUUA
This is a messenger RNA of Ricinus communis (castor bean), 1147 nucleotides long. RefSeq names its product ran-binding protein 1 homolog a. The transcript is spliced from 4 exons. Bases 57 to 710 code for a protein of 217 amino acids. The record is from RefSeq and is a predicted model, not a curated record. Gene Ontology annotation, biological process: nucleocytoplasmic transport. NCBI's taxonomy places the organism in Eukaryota, Viridiplantae, Streptophyta, Magnoliopsida, Malpighiales, Euphorbiaceae. Gene Ontology annotation, cellular component: nuclear pore; cytoplasm. Gene Ontology annotation, molecular function: GTPase activator activity.